Molecule: messenger RNA, 2178 nt
Organism: Gasterosteus aculeatus aculeatus (three-spined stickleback)
Lineage: Eukaryota; Metazoa; Chordata; Actinopteri; Perciformes; Gasterosteidae
Gene: enpp6
Product: ectonucleotide pyrophosphatase/phosphodiesterase 6
Biological process (GO): choline metabolic process; lipid metabolic process
Cellular component (GO): plasma membrane
Molecular function (GO): glycerophosphodiester phosphodiesterase activity
Source: RefSeq, a predicted model, not a curated record
UACUGCGCGUGACCACAGCGCAGCAUGUCCCUCGCACGCGCUCCCGCGCUUCACCGUCUCGUCCCGCUGCUGCUGCUGCUCGCAGCGGGACGGCAGGCGGCCGCUGCCCGCCCGCUGCUCGUCUUCCUCAUCGACGGGUUCCGUUAUGACUACAUGGACGACCUGCGCGCGCUGCCCGGAUUCCGCGAGCUCGUGGGCAAUGGGGUGAAAGUGGACUACAUGACACCGGACUUCCCGAGUUUAUCUUACCCCAAUUACUACUCACUAAUGACAGGUCGUAACUGUGACGUUCAUCAGAUGACUGGAAACUACAUGUGGGAUGAAGACUCCAAGAAGGAGUUUCUCAUUGGGACCAACAUUGACAGCCGGUUGCCUCUUUGGUGGAAUGGAUCAGAGCCAUUGUGGGUCACUCUGCAAAAACUGGGAAAGAAGGUCUUCAUGUACUACUGGCCUGGGUGUGAGGUGGAGAUUCUGAGUGUCCGUCCAGCAUUCUGUGAGGAAUAUGUCUACAACCCAUCAGAGAAAAACCUCACAGACUCCAUAGUGAAUGCUCUGGAUGUCCUAAGCUCAGGUGAAGCGGCCAUGGCAGCAAUAUAUUACGAGAAAAUAGAUGUGGAGGGCCAUCAUUUUGGUCCAGAGUCUCCUCAGGUCAGAACAGCUGUGCAACAACUGGAUCUUGCGAUGCAGACGCUCAACAGCAAAAUUAAAGAGAAAAACAUGGUGAACAAGCUGAACAUUAUGCUAUUUUCAGACCAUGGUAUGACAAAGAUCCAGUGGAUGGAGAAGGUCAUAGAGCUGGACAAGUACAUCAAAAUGUCAGCUAUUGUCAAGAUGAUGGACAGAGGACCAAUAGUCAGUCUGUGGCCCGAGGCUACCAAGCUCCAAGAGGUGCACGCUGCACUUUCCCAGGUCCCUAACAUGCGUGUCUAUACCAGACAGGAGAUCCCUGAACGUUUCCACUUCAAAGGUGGGAGGUUUGUUUCCCCGCUGACACUGGUGGCUGAUCCUGGCUGGUUUAUCACUGAGAACAAGGCAAAACUCCCUUACUGGGGAAACGACUCUGGGGAGCCGUCAGCAUGGCAGAAUGGUUGGCAUGGUUAUGACAACGAGUUCCUCGACAUGAGAGGGAUUUUCUUGGCGACAGGACCUGACUUUAAGCAAAAUUUCCGGGCAGCUCCCAUUCGAGUGGUGGACAUCUACAACGUGAUGUGCUGGACGUUGGGAGUGAAUCCGUUGCCAAAUAAUGGAUCCUGGUCUCGGGUUGAGUACUUCCUAAAUGGCUCCAGCGGUCCAUCCCUACCCACAACCCUCUGCUGUAUGGGAAUGUUAGGAAUACUGCUCGCACUAUGGGACUAAAGUAUGAAAGAGUUCUGUGUUCAGAGCAUCUGAUCAUUCCUAGAAAUGAUCUCCUGGGAAGAAUAAGAAUAUUAAAGCAUCUAAAAGUAAUGGAAAGGAGAUAAAGCAGGCUGAAAAACUUAGGGAAAUAGUUAGGGAAUUCUUAAGGGCCGAAAACUCAAAGCCUUAAAAUGUCCGUGACCUCAUUCCACCUUCUGAAAUGGACCGGGGUAAAAAAAGAAUUCUACACACCCAUAAGACUACUGGUAAAUCAUUAAAAGUUAAAUAUAUAACAUGUCAGCUGGACUUAGAUUACAAACCACUGCGUUCACAUACUCAAACAAUAAAGCAGAUUCUUAUUUUAGGGUAAAGGUCACCUCAUCUUAUUUUGGACGAGGGGAAAACCGUAUUACGGAUUUCUGAAUAAUUGUAGCCUUGAAGCUGUUGAAUGUAAACCUCUCCUCUCGUUUCCUGCCAUUUUUGAUGAAAGUUCAAAGUUUCUCCAGAAACCAGCAAAGCGUUUUAAAAACCACCAGUUUUUCAGAUAAGGAAUCCUUUUGGAAAUCAUACAGAGCAAUUUUAAAUUGAUAGACUCAAUAAAGUACCUAAUGCUGACAUUUCCUGCUUUAGCAUGUGUAACAGAUAGAGCAUCAAUUAGGAGGAAUAAUGUAAGCUAUAUUUUACCUGCAGCAAAGCACAAAUAUGCUACAUUUAUUUUCUGGUAGGUUUACUCUGUAUGAUGGCUGAUUGCAGGUGAGUUGUUUAUUUGGAAUUGGGCAACAUCUUUAUUUCAUUGGACAAUCGUGUAUUGUAUAAUGACAAUAAAGCUUGACCUUGAUCUCA